Molecule: messenger RNA, 2277 nt
Organism: Populus nigra (black poplar)
Lineage: Eukaryota; Viridiplantae; Streptophyta; Magnoliopsida; Malpighiales; Salicaceae
Exons: 2
Coding region: 18-1400 (460 amino acids)
Source: RefSeq, a predicted model, not a curated record
GCAGAGAGAGACAAGACAUGGAAGAAGCGGGAGUGUUAGAAUUGUAUGAGCUGCACUACUCUGAUUUGCUGCUGUUAUCAUCAACUUCACCGGUACCAGAAGAGGGAGAAGAAAGAGCGGAGAGAAUAAAGAAAACAGUAAUGGAAACCCUAGGCCCGACUGGCCCAGGACUCCUUUCCAUCGCUGGUGUCCCUAAAGCUUCCAUUCUUCGACAAAGGCUCCUCCCUCUUGCUAGCAAGCUGGCUCUUCUCGACCACGAUCGCCGCAAACACAUCCUCAAGGAGCACAACUUGGGUAGUGAUGUUCCUCUGAAGAACCCGGAUAGAAAUGUGUCCUCUUUUGCAAUGCAACUCAAAUAUGCUCAAGCUCUAGAAUCUGCUCCGGGUAAAACGAAUAAUGGAGCCCGUUCUAAUUCGAAUUUAGAAUCAGCUCAUCUGGAUGACAAUGAUGAUGAAGUGACAGACUCUCCGGAAGAUGAAUUUGCAAAUCUGUCUGAUAUCUUUAGGGAGCUGGGACAUUGCAUGAUGGAGCUGGGGCUUCGUGUUGCGCAAAUAUGUGAUAUGGCCAUUGGUGGUCAAGAGUUGGAACGGAGCUUACUGGAAUCAGGGACAGCAAAAGGACGCCUUAUACAUUACCAUUCUUCUCUAGACAACCUACUGAUAAAAGCAAGUGGGAGAAGGAAGGGAUCCACAAAAAAGCAGGCUUAUUCUGAGAAGAACCAAGUGCUGUUAUCAAGAAGUGAGCAAAAGCAAUCAGAACGCUGUAACUUGGUUGCUAAUAUUAAUGAAGUCGGAUCAAGUGGAAAUCAGGGAAACCUAUGGCAGCAGUGGCAUUAUGAUUAUGGUAUCUUCACUGUUUUGACAGCACCCAUGUUUCUUAUGCCCUCCCAAUUAUCAGAAAAUACCGCAACAGAUCAAUUUCCAGUUUUUUGUGAUCAAGACUGCCCUUGUCCAACUGGACAUUCAUAUUUGCAAAUCUUUGAUGCCAAUACAAAUGAUGUCCUCAUGGUGAAAACUUCUUCAGAAAGUUUCAUCAUUCAGGUCGGUGAAUCGGCUGAUAUCUUAUCGAGAGGAAAGCUUCGCUCAACCCUUCAUUGUGUUUGCAGACCCCCAAACUUAGAAAAUCUAAGCAGAGAAACUUUUGUUGUGUUUUUGCAACCUGCAUGGAGCAAAACUUUCUCAAUGUCAGAUUAUAAUGUGCAGCACAGCAUGUUAGGUCGUCAUUCUUCAAAUGAGGGAAAUGGCCUUACUGAGCAUGACUUUAAUGAAGUUGCUCGAGAAAUUCAUAAAAUUGUCCCCCCACUUUCAUCACGGUUGAAGGAUGGGAUGACAUUCGCAGAAUUCUCACGUGAAACUACCAAGCAAUAUUAUGGAGGCAGCGGUUUACAAUCAAACAGUUAGCUCCUUGCCUUUCUAUUUGCUGUAGGAUUCAAUUUUGGGCAAGACUUCUGAUAUUUGUUCUGUUAUCUCUUUGCUCGAUGUUUUUUAGGGGUGAAAGAGAUAUAUAGAUUAAUUUUGUGAGAAAAUAGUUUCUUGAAUCAAACAUAUUUGGUAACUCACCAUUGACCUACCUCCCUUUUGUGUAGCUAUAGAUCUGCAUUGGUUUGGUCUUUGUGAGUUUCAUGACACCAUAUAAUGUGAGGAGUUACCAUAGGCCUUUGAGCUUGGUUGGGUGGUUGCUAUUACCAUAUGACAGUGGGGCUAUUUUUUGGAAUAAAAGCUGCAAUUUAAGCUGCUGAUGCUACCAUUACCUAGAACAGUUGAUGGUGGAUUCUUACUUCCUGAAUAUAGAGACAGACGGCAGAAUAUGACCAGCGGAAAUAGAAAAUAAUUCGUCUUGAAUGGUCUGUAGAGGGACAGGUCCAAGGUUACUUCGUAUUUACUAUGAAGGGAUGAUCUUUGAAGUGCCAAUCAUAGCUUCUCUACAAGUCAUUAAGGUUGACAAAGUCAAGAUGCAGGGGCUGUCUUCUCCUUGAUUUCUAGCGGGGUCAAUCGUGCUCCUUCCAUGUAAGGGAAACAGCAACUGAAUUUAGAUCAGGUGUGCCCUCAAGUCUCGACCAAAAGUUUUACCUUAAAAAUGAUUACAAACGCCUCUUUCCGUGUGAAAACUCUCUAUUUUGGGUUUAGACUUCGUAGAAAGCGUACUCGCAAGACGUUAGGCAUGACACCUUCGAUUCUAGUUUUUUCCCUCGUAGACUAAUGAGUUUUUUGACCUGCGAGAUAUGUAGAAAGAAAUAACCCUGUAUGUGCAGAAGGAAAUGGACCAGCAAUUCCAAUA